Molecule: messenger RNA, 2442 nt
Organism: Perkinsus marinus ATCC 50983
Lineage: Eukaryota; Perkinsozoa; Perkinsida; Perkinsidae
Exons: 22
Coding region: 1-2442 (813 amino acids)
Biological process (GO): protein phosphorylation
Molecular function (GO): ATP binding; protein kinase activity
Source: RefSeq, a predicted model, not a curated record
AUGAAGGGGUGUAUUGUGGAGCGAUUAGGUGCAUGUGUCGGGGGUGAUCGAGUUAGGACCGGAAGCUCGGUUCAUCCAGAGUCCGGCGAAACGGGACGACGAAGGGGUAUCGGACUCCGCGGGCGGGGGGCAGAGGGUCCCUUGUUGGCCCCUGGCUUGUGUAUUGAUACCUCUUUGGAGGAGGACGAUGAUGCUACUGCUACGCCACUGCCACCGACGAGCAAAAAGCAAGCGGAGAUGUUCAGUCUCGAUGAUACUGGUGGGCAUCUUCGACUGUCGCGAUUGAGCAAGGAAGGGCUUGACGCUACUGUUAUAGUCGCCGAGAAGGACAUGAGCUGGCUCGGGGAGUCUCCCACCGACACCGAGAACAGCGACUGUGAUGAGGCCCAGGCGGUUGCUAGGGCAAGGAGCCCUACAGGGCGCCACUUCCACGUUUGGGAGGUGGUGGGUAAGACUGCCAAAAGGGGCGGCGACAGACCGAGGCCAGAGGCGAGGAAGGAGAGGAAAGGCCGCGUUGUACAGCAGUUCAGGAGGGCUGUAUACGAACAUCAACACGCUGAAGAGCUGGCUAAGAGGAAAGUGUUGAUGGAAAGUCUCUCCUCAUCUGCUGGGGUGAUAGAUGUGAUCAACUUGAAAAAAGGAGAAUCUGUGAAGUCUCGUUUGCCGACAAUGUUGCAGGGCGGCUGGGUACGUGGAAAGGCGCUCGGAUCGGGCACAGCAGCAACUGUGUACCUCGCCAAGAGAUCCGUCGAUGAUUUCCUAUUCGUCGCGAAAGAAGUUCCACUGCCCGGAAAGAAUCUGCUGUGGAGCGACCUGUCCCGUGAUAUGCGAAACGAGGCUAUUGUUCUCUCCAGAGCUCGCCACAUUGAAGGAGUUGUGGAGUUCUUUGGGUGCGAGAUUAUCGCCGACAAGUUUUACAUUUAUAUGGAGCACACUGGCGUCGUUGGCACCGUCAUCACCAUCAAAAAGGCUCCCAGAGAGACAGGCUGCGAGGCCCUGCAUCACGGGUCGGGAGGGCUGAUGGGAUCUCGGGAAGGGACGGUAUUGGCCCUCGAAGAUAGGGGUCAGCUUAUUACACCGAUCAUGCAUAGAGAUGUUAAAGGAAGCAACUGCUUGCUAUCAGCAGAUCGACGAACGGUGAAAUUAUGUGAUUUCGGCAGCUGUACUCGCCCUCGGCCGUUUAGUAUUGCCGGUACACCGCUGGCUGCGGGUGGAGAGAAACUCAACGCUUCGAUUGAUCUCACUGCUGACAUACCACCGGACUGUUGUGCGAUAGUCAUUGGCUUCGCUCCGCUAGAGUCUACAUUCACGAGAGAGGGAGAGGCUGAGGGACAGAGCGGUGUUGUUAUGGAGUCGUCGUUGUCAACGUCGGAAGUGUUGCAAACGAAUUCAGCGGAGCGAAGAUAUGCUGACCCGCAAUUCUUCUUUAAGUCCAUGAAGGGGACUCUGCUGUGGAUGGCACCAGAGACCUUGGGAGGCAGCGAAUACUCGGCAAAGGUUGACGUAUGGUCAAUUGGUUGCCUGCUCAUCGAGAUGGUAUGUGGUCGAGACCCUUGGAAGGAGUUUGAUAACGAGAUGCAGAAUAGGUCUACAUUACCACCGCUAACUAACAGAAGGGUGAGCUCAAGCCGCAACGAGAGUUCUGAGGAGAAUUCACUACAAACGACUACAUCGUCGCGUUGGGUGUCUACGUGUGGGUGGAAGUGGAUGGACAGCUGGGGAGAAAAUAUGCGAGAUUGUACCAUGCGAGUGUUGGAGAUCUACACUAAGCAAUGCCAUCGUGACGGGCAUUCGGAAGAGGCAUGGGAAGCGGCAGAGCAUUUACGGCAGUUGAAGAGAGAGCAAGCGAAAGUUAGAUGGGAGGAGACGGAGCGACGCCACGCUGAAGAACUGAGGGCUCUCGAGGAGGAGCUACGACAGGAAAAGGAAGAAUGCUAUCACCAGUGGCAAGAGAUCAGGUUGCCUCAGCUCGAGAACAGCAUUGAGGGGAUCAGAGUGGCGCUGGCUGAGAGGCAGGAUUUGGCGGAGGAGCGGUACGUACAGAAAUUAAGAAAAGGGAGAGAUCGAUUUAUUGUCCCUAAGAGAAUUCUGGACCUGACAUCGAGAGCUAGGUUCUUCGCAUUGCACGGCGAAGAUGAAAAGGCGUGUGAGGUGAUGGCUGUGGUGGAGAAGGAGGAGGUGGAGUGUAUAGGGAGGCAGGAGGACUUGAGGAGAAGGAGGCUGGCGAAGUUAACGACUGAGUUUGUGGACCGCCAAAAGGAAGAACGUGUUGCUGUUGAGAAGAGCGUCGAGGGGAUGCGGAGAAAAGUGAUGGAGGAAAAACGGAGGGAAUUGGCAGCUCUCCAGAGACGGGCUGAGCGACGACUAGCAGCGUUGCAUAAAAAGCAGAAGAAGGAACUCUCUAGGUUGAGGAAACAAAAGAUAUAUUCCAACAGUAGAUGA